AUGUUCAACAACAUCCGUAUGUUCAUUCGAAUGAUCCAUGAAGAAGUUGAAGAUGAUGAAGAGGAUGAGGCUAUUGCUACAACUUUAGUUGAACAGUAUCCUCAACAUAUGGAUCACAACUCUUUUUCACAUCACGGUGGAUCCGUGUUAAACCACCGUAUCAUCAAUCGCAGCAGAGCUGAAGGUCAUGAGAGGCUUUAUCGUGAUUAUUUUGCAGAUUCACCAACAUAUCCAUCACAAUUAUUUUACAGAAGGUUUCAUAAGCAUCGAUCAUUAUUUCUACGAAUUCAAGGAGCAAUUAAAACACAUGAUCAAUAUUUUGUUCAAAGAUUUGAUGCUGUAGGAGUUCCCAGAUUAUCAUCACUCCAAAAAAUGACAGUUGCAUUAAGGAUGCUCGCAUAUGGAUCACCUGUAGAUGCUGUGGAUGAAUAUGUUAGGAUUGAUGAAAGUACAACAAUAGAGAGUUUGAAGAGGUUUACGAAAAUAGUAGUUGAAGUAUUUGGAGAGCAAUAUUUGAGGUGA
Messenger RNA from Diospyros lotus (date-plum), 522 nucleotides. RefSeq lists its product as uncharacterized. The transcript has a single exon. NCBI's taxonomy places the organism in Eukaryota, Viridiplantae, Streptophyta, Magnoliopsida, Ericales, Ebenaceae. The record is from RefSeq and is a predicted model, not a curated record. The coding region runs from base 1 to 522 and encodes 173 amino acids.